Molecule: messenger RNA, 2022 nt
Organism: Zygosaccharomyces rouxii
Lineage: Eukaryota; Fungi; Ascomycota; Saccharomycetes; Saccharomycetales; Saccharomycetaceae
Gene: SSY5
Product: Ssy5p
Exons: 1
Coding region: 1-2022 (673 amino acids)
Source: RefSeq, a predicted model, not a curated record
AUGGUUAGAUUAUUUGGAUUGAGUAAAAAAUCUUCUAAGAAGAGUAGUGAUGAUUCUGGUAAUACUUCCUCAAGAUCUGAUGAAAAUCGAGUUAACGCGGAUAGUGAGUCAGAUACAACUUCUGAAAUAAGAAUAAAGCAUGGCAGUGGUAGCGGUGAUUCCAUAUAUGACGAUGAUUCUACUCAUGAAGGGCCGUCGACUAGGUCUUCAUCAGUUUUUUCGAAAGGUAGAUAUACACAUGGUUCGUCCUCUAUUAGUGCGAGGUCAAACAAUGAUGCUCAAGGUAGUAUGGAUAAUGUAGGAAAACCGUUGAGAGUCAUUGAUCACAAGAAGUUUUCCAGUUUAAAUACAGUUUCUGAAGAAGAUGCAAAUGAAUUGGAUACGGGGGUGGAAGAAGGAUCUGUACUAGCUUCUAGAGUCAGUUCUUCGAGAGUAUUACGUUUAGAACAAGUGGAGAAAGAGUUGUUGAAUUUAGAAGAGAGUCUAGUGGAGUUAAUGGACGAUAUACAUCAGAACGUCACCAAUAUGUCGAAAGCGGUUAUUGAGGCUAUUGAAUUCUUCAAGAAGUUUAUGCCUAAUUUUAGCGGCAAAUUGCCCUUUAGAAUAUCUUUUGAGAGAAAUUCCUCACUAAGGGCGAUCACAAAGAUGACUCUACAUUUUUUGGAUAAUUUAUUAGUCUCAGAAGUAUUUGGUAAUUCAAGAUCAAUUCUCAUGAGAAGGUACAUGCAAUUCCUGAAAAAGUUAAACAUCUCCAUGGAUAGAGAUCAAAAUCCUCAAACUUUGCCAUAUAUGACGAAUUUCUGCAUUGAUGCAGAUUGUAAUUUGCCAAAAAGGGAUAGUAUAGGUAAAAUCAUUGAAGAAUUUUCAACGCAAGAUUCCUCUUUGAUUGCAGAUCAGGAAGGUGCAUUCAUUGCGCCCAUUCUAAGAGGGUUAUCUCGUAGAUCUGCCAUUCUAACGGUCAUGUUUGGAGUACCUGAACCACACCAGAAACAUUAUGAGAUUAUCAACGCUCUUUAUUCUUUGUUUCCGGAUGUUCAUUUCUUCUGUGUAAAGGAUUAUAUUAAACCUUGCGCUGAUGUAGCGGACGUUCCAGCAAUGCCAAUGGAAUUUGAAUUACCAAAGACUUCCCUUGGAACUUCGUUUAUUCCACCAUACCGAUUAGCGACUAACGUCUUUGAACCGCCAAUUUCGAUGUCAUUAUCAGCAGACCAUAGUCUCAAGAGUACCGGUACUCUAGGAGGCUAUUUAUUUCCACAAAUUGAAAAAAACCACAAAUUGUCUCAAUUCGCCGGUGCUUCAUUUGCCAUUACUUGCUCACAUGUCGUACUAUCAGAGACCCAUGACUAUCCGCACGUAUCAACACCUUCUAAAGUUCUACAAACCGCCUACAGGAAUACUCUUUUGGAAGAAAAUCACAGGUACCCACAGGAAUCUCAAGAGUCUAAAGCAUUCCUGGAGGAAGUUGCUCGUGUAGAAGCUCAUAUGAAAUGGCAGGAUGAGAAUAAAUUUGGUCAAGUGGUUUGGGGGGAGAGAUCUAUUAUUAAUCAUAAACUUUCAGAUUUUGCAAUUAUUAAAGUGGAUCAGAAAUAUAAAUGCGAAAACUCUUUGGGGGCAGGCCUCACUACGGUGCCAGAUCCGACUUUAAGGUUUCGAAACAUGUAUGUCAAGGAGAAAAUUCUCAAGUGUAAACCUGGUUUACAAGUGUUCAAAAUUGGUGCUUCAACAAAUUAUACUUCGGGGCAGAUAAAUGCCGCUAAGUUAGUAUACUGGGCAGAUGGUGCCUUGCAAAGUAGCGAAUUUGUUGUCUCUUCACCAUUACCACUAUUUGCCAGUGCAGGUGAUUCAGGUUCCUGGAUCCUUACUAAACUAGAGAAUCAACCAGGUCUGGGCUGCGUUGGUAUGCUGCACUCCUAUGACGGUGAACAAAAACAGUUUGGCCUUUUCACACCGAUUGGCGACAUCUUACAGAGGCUACAUGCAGUUACAGGGGUACUAUGGGACAUUGACGUUGAAACUGAUUAA